AUCAUCGGGUGAUUGAAUUUGCUAUCUCGUUGUGACUGCCGUUGUUUGUCCGUUGAUACUAGAAUGGAGAAUAUGCAACUUAAUGGUGAUGCUAAACAUAGAAAAGCAGGUCGAACUUUGAGUUCAGCAGUAAGUGUUACAGUUGCAGACUUGUCUCCUCUUCACCGUGCUAGACUUGAAUAUUUCCCACGCUUGCCGCCGAUAUUGAAAGGUGCUUUUGGAUGGAGAGAGGGAGAACCUACUGAUUUUGCUGAUGACGCCGAAGAAAUUAAGAGAUAUUUUCCUAACCUAUAUGGACAACCUUCAGUGUUUAUAGUACCGAAUCGUGGAGGUCCGGUAACCACUGGGAAAACUUUAAGAGUAGGAGUUGUAUUAUCCGGAGGUCCAGCACCUGGUGGACAUAACGUUAUAUCCGGACUAUUCGACUACCUGUAUAACCGAAAUAGAGACUCCGUUCUAUUUGGUUUUUUGAACGGUCCAAGCGGUAUUAUUAAGAACAAUUAUGUUCAACUGGACGAAGAGAGGAUUUAUCCAUAUAGAAAUCAAGGAGGAUUUCAUAUCAUUGGUUCGGACAGAACAAAGAUUGAGACCCCAGAGCAGUUCCAGAAGGUGGACGAAACUGUAAGAAGUUUGGAUUUGGAUGGUUUGGUUGUCAUCGGUGGAGAUGAUUCCAAUACGAAUGCAGCUAUUCUAGCAGAACAUUUUGUAGCUCAGAAAAUGAAGACCAGAGUUAUUGGUGUUCCAAAGACCAUAGAUGGAGACUUGAGGAAUGCUUUUGUGGAAACUUCUUUUGGUUUUGAUACUGCCGUCAAAGUGUAUUCAGAGUUGGUUUCCAAUCUGGGAUACGAUGCCAUAUCGGCUAAAAAGUCAUGGCAUUUUUGCCGUUUGAUGGGAAGGUCGGCAUCACACAUUACUUUGGAAGUAGCAUUACAAACUCAUCCUAAUAUGGCACUGAUUGGGGAAGAGGUGAUGGAAAAGAAACAGACUUUAACACAAGUGACCAAGUCUAUUGCUGACCUUAUAGUCGAACGUGCGGAAAUGGGUAAAAGCUUUGGUGUAGUUCUUUUACCAGAAGGCUUGGUUGAAUUUAUGCCUGACGUGGACAAGUUAAUUCUCGAACUCAACGAAAUUCUCGCAGGAGGUCAUUUGGAGGAAGACCAGAUCAUUCCAAAAUUAACCGAGCAGUCUAGAUAUUUGUUUCGUUCACUGCCGCCCUUGAUAGCGAAGCAAUUGACGCUCGACAGGGAUCCUCACGGAAAUGUUCAAGUUAGCAAGAUUGAGUCGGAACGUCUUUUGAUACAAAUGGUCUCAGACGAACUAAAGGAAAGGAAGAAGGCUGGUCUUGCAGGCUGUUCAUUUUCUCCGAUUCCUCAUUUCUUUGGUUAUGAAGGACGAUGUUCUCUUCCUUCAAACUUUGAUUGUAAUUAUUGUUAUACUUUGGGACAUACAGCUGGAGCUUUGAUCGAAGGUGGUCGUACCGGUCUUGUUGCAACGGUACGUCAUUUGACGAAACCACCUGAACAGUGGGAAGUAGGAGGUUAUCCUCUUACUGUCAUGAUGGACAUCGAGAGGAGAAAAGGAAAGAAUGUUCCUGUCAUAAAGAAGGCUUUGGUUGAUUUGAAGGGCGAGGCAUUUCGUAUAUUUUCCGAACAGCGUGACUCGUGGCGUCUGGCAGAAGAUUAUCGUUGUCCGGGACCUAUUCAGCAUUUCGGUCCGAUGGCAGAUUCGAUCAAUUUCACUUUAAUGUCGGAAGCAAGAGAUAGUGUUGCAUAAUCGUCUCACUAUUUUGAUAGAUUGGAAAAUAAAGUCUUGUCUGUCAGUGAAUGCAAAAAUUUCAUU
Messenger RNA from Galdieria sulphuraria, 1839 nucleotides. RefSeq names its product pyrophosphate--fructose-6-phosphate 1-phosphotransferase. Gene Ontology annotation, biological process: glycolytic process; response to glucose; fructose 6-phosphate metabolic process. The record is from RefSeq and is a predicted model, not a curated record. The transcript is spliced from 3 exons. NCBI's taxonomy places the organism in Eukaryota, Rhodophyta, Bangiophyceae, Galdieriales, Galdieriaceae. Gene Ontology annotation, cellular component: cytosol. The coding region runs from base 64 to 1773 and encodes 569 amino acids. Gene Ontology annotation, molecular function: ATP binding; diphosphate-fructose-6-phosphate 1-phosphotransferase activity; 6-phosphofructokinase activity.